CUUUGUUAAUGAAUUACCGUCAACGCCGAAUUACAGAUAGUGAGGUUGAGAGACUAGCUCAGCUAUGGCGACGGCAAUGGCACGAUCUGCUCUCCGAACCGCCCUACGCGGCGGCUCCCGCCCCUCCGCUGCCCCCAAGCGAUCCUUCGCUUCCUCUGCGGGCCACGACGAUGCCUAUGAAACGGCGAAAUGGGAGAAGAUAACAUAUCUUGGCAUCGCAACUUGCACUGUUCUGGCCAUCUACAAUCUCUCAAAGGGGCAUCCUCACCAUGAAGAACCUCUCCCAUACUCAUACUUGCACAUUCGCAACAAGGAGUUCCCAUGGGGUCCUGAUGGUCUUUUUGAGAGUAAGCAUCAUUGAGAUCGAUGACUGAUGAGUUGGAUUUGUUGGAAUAUCCUUUGUUCAGCGCUUAAGCGUUCUGUCUGGAUUUAGUACUUUGUUGUUGGCAUUUUGGCAUCUUGUUAUCUGUUUAUUCGCAUCGAAUGCAUACUUCAGAUGGUUCAAUAAGAUUGACAUAAUUCGGGCAUUCCAUUGUGCGUAAGCAUAUACUUCACCGAUGCUUGUUUGGCUAAACUAGUCUCUCUCGUAGUUGAAAACUUCGUUUGAUUGCUCUAGGUGUGGAUGAGCUAAAUGUGAAGUAGUUGGCGCUCCAUGGAUCUGCAUAUGUAAUAAGCCGUCCAGUGCUCCAAGGCAAAAACUUAUGAAAUUGCUUUGCUAUCAAUAAAAUACAGUGUCCGCUCCGGACUAUAUUGCUUGA
Messenger RNA from Punica granatum (pomegranate), 758 nucleotides. The record is from RefSeq and is a predicted model, not a curated record. NCBI's taxonomy places the organism in Eukaryota, Viridiplantae, Streptophyta, Magnoliopsida, Myrtales, Lythraceae.